CCGAGGCGAACUGAGCAUGCUCAGUAGCCACUUGGGAUGAGGAACUCGCCCUUUGCUGCAGCUGAGGGCCCCUUGGGGAUGCAGGCUCCAAGUGCCGGCGAUGCUGCCAUUGAAAAGAGGGUGCGGGAGGCCGUGCAGGCGGAUCCCUUGGCCGCUGACCUCAAGUGCAGCUUCUUCGUCUCGGCUCUGCAGAGCUACAAGCGCGAUUCUGUCCUCCGGCCCUUCCCGGGGCUCUAUGCCACGGAGGAGACCAAGGAUUUCGAGGCUUUGCUUGCAGACACGGAUGCGCUGGGCAGCCUGAAGGAGCUUCUUGAGUCAGCCCAAGACACGGACAAGCAGGCCUGGGAGCUGCUGGGCUGGGUCUUGUCUUCCAAGGCCUUGUGCAUACACAGCACCGGCAAACAAGAGUACAAGAAGAUCCAAGAGCUGACAGGAGCACCCAGCGUCCCGGUUGCUGCACCAGACUUCCUGUUCGAGAUCACGUACUGUGACCAAAUGAAUGCCAAAUUCGAGGAGACCAGGGCCGGGAGGGACCUCAUCUAUGCGUUCCACGGGAGCCGCCUGGAGAAUUUCCACUCCAUCCUGCACAACGGGUUGCACUGCCAUUUAAACCGGACCUCCUUGUUCGGGGAAGGCACCUACCUGACCAGCGACCUGAGCCUCGCUCUUCUCUAUAGCCCUCACGGCCUCGGCUGGCAACGGAGCACCAUGGGCCCGGUUCUUAGCUGCGUGGCCGUUUGCGAAAUCAUCGAUCAUCCAGAUGUAAAAUGCCAAGCCAAGAAGAAAGAUUCUAAAGAAAUCGACAAGAAGAGAGCCCGAGUGCGGAACAGCGAAGGGGGCGACGUCCCUCAGAAGUACUUCGUUGUGACGAACAACCAGCUGAUACGGGUGAAAUAUUUGCUGGUGUAUUCCCAAAAGCAACACCGGAGGCCUGCCAGUCAAUCCUGGGUCUCCAAGCACCGCUUUGCUGUAACGAUGAUCCUGUAUCUGCUACUGCUGAUUAUCAUAGGGGCCAGCAACUCCCCGGCCUUCCUCUAUUAUUGGAACAAGCUCUUUGACUCCAAACGGUGACCUCUCAGGGCUCAGCUCCCCUCACACCAUAUGCCUUAAGAACGAGAAAUCUAGAGCCGCCUUGAAAACCCAUCAGCCUGGGGGUAGAUGGAACCAGGUGGGGGCGGACAUGUUUCGGCUGCCUUAACUUCCCCAGCCCCACCUUCUCACAUAUUUUUGACUGGCAUCUCUGCACAAGAGUCUGGUACAGGGAACUUCCUCUUCUUUGCCUCGCUGAAGACGGAGUGCGAGGGUGGGAAGGUGCCGUGGGAGAGAAAUGUGACACGGCGGUGACUUAGAGGUCAGAGUGCUGAGUCUGAGCUGUGUCCUGCUCCAAUAAAUAGCAACCUCUUUCAUGUGCUCUGCAAAUAAGGGUGAUUUUUUUUUUCAUCCUGUAACUCCCAGGGAGCUUUCGUACUCCUUUCUGACUGGGGCAUUUGAAACACGUUUGCUGAAGCAUUUUUUUUUUAAACUGCAGUGUCUGCGCAUGAACGUACGUGUGUGUGUGUGUGUGUGUGUGAGAGAGAGAGAGAGAGAGAGAGAGAAUGAAAGACCCCGUAUCCUUUUAAAUGCAUUUUCCAGCAAAUGUCUGUCCCUUGACCAAGCCAGAAACAUUCACCCAAUUUGAGAGCAAGAACUGCAGUGCUGGUUCCAACCACUUCUCUGCGCUGCUCCCUCAUCUGUGCAUUUCCCUUCCCUUGUUCCUGCUUCUCCUGGCUUCCUCCUGGGGCCAGGCUGCUUCUCCCUUUCAGUUUGUUCGGCUCAUCGAGCUGAACCAAAUAUGAGCCUGAGCACAGCCUGCCUCAAGCAGAGUGGGCAUUGAGGUAGGGUGACCCUAUGGAAGGGAGAACAUGUGUCUUUAACAGCUGUAUGGAAGACACUCCUGUGUCUUUAACAGCUGUAUGGAAAAGGGAAUUUCAGCAGGAGUCAUUUGUAGGCAUGCAGCACCUGGUGAAAUCCCCUCUUCAUCACAACAGUUAAAGCUGCAGGAGUCUUGCUCUCUUUUGUAUCUGGUCAAGAGGGCAGGGCUCCUGCAGCUUUAACUGUUGGGAUGGAGAGGGAAUUUCACCAGGUACUGCGAGGAUAACAAAUGACACCUGGUGAAAUUAACCUUUCGGUACAACCGUUAAAGAUACAGGAGCCCUGUCCUCUUUUCCAUAGGGUCACCCUUGAUUGAGGGAGAUGCUAGGAAGAGCAAGAUCUGUUCACGUGCAGCGAACACGUGUGACGUGGGUAGAGGUGAUGGGUGCGGCACGUGUGUGACUCUCUUUUGAAUUUGCUCAAGUCACGGAACUGUGCUCUAAGGCUUUUUUUUUUAAGGCAACGACUGAUACCACCCCUCCCCAAACCGGGGUUUUUUCCAGAUGGGCUGGACUACAACUCCCACCAUCCCCAGCUGGCUGGGGAUGUUGGGGGUUGUAAUCUAAUCCAUUGGGAGGGGGGAACCAGCAUGGGAAAGGCUGGCGUGUGCUCUCACCCACACGGCAGGAACCGGCAAGGGAGACGUCCUGCACAUGGCACAGUCCUGUUCAGCCGCUGCAAGAGAAUCCGGAUCCCAGGGUCCAAUGAAGAAAGGGGCCAACCCACUCAGGUGGGCCUGGAGGGGAUGGCACCAGUGGAGGCUGGUGGCUCCGACGUCAGUGGGGAGGGGGAUCCGCUCCGGGUUUCAGUCG
Elgaria multicarinata webbii is the source of this 2723-nucleotide messenger RNA. It is a transcript of the gene PARP16, whose product is annotated as poly(ADP-ribose) polymerase family member 16. The record is from RefSeq and is a predicted model, not a curated record. Gene Ontology annotation, cellular component: endoplasmic reticulum tubular network; nuclear envelope; membrane. Gene Ontology annotation, molecular function: kinase binding; NAD+ poly-ADP-ribosyltransferase activity; protein serine/threonine kinase activator activity. The transcript has 7 exons. NCBI's taxonomy places the organism in Eukaryota, Metazoa, Chordata, Lepidosauria, Squamata, Anguidae. Gene Ontology annotation, biological process: endoplasmic reticulum unfolded protein response. The coding region runs from base 37 to 1071 and encodes 344 amino acids.